AUGGAGACAAAUGAGAUUGAAGAGGAUGAUAAUAUGUCAUAUAAAACCCAACUCCGAAAUUGGAAUUUUGGGGUUUAUCUAGGUGUAUUCGAAGAAGAAGGAAUAGAUGAUGAUAGUUUUGACUUGCUAGACGAGGAAACAAUUAGAAAAAUCUUUACCAAGGCGGGUCCACGCCUUAAUUUUAAACAAAAGUAUCAGAAAUAUUUGCAAGAGAAAAAGAUGCCAAAUGCUCCAAUAAAGAAUGAAACAUCUUUGAUUGAAACUGCAUCAACUGCAUCAACUGAUACCAUCGAUACCUUUGAAUCCACAGAAUCAUUCAAUUCCAUUCCCAUUGUUUUUAAGAUGCCCGCAGAUGCUCCUUUGCCUUCCCCAAAAAAAUCAAAAAUUAUUAAAGUGGACUUCAUAGACAGUGCAUUUUCAGAGGGCGGACCAAAAGGAAAACUUUGGCACCGCUACCAUAAUAUUAGAAAAGCAAUUAAAUUGGCUGAUAGCCACAGGAUAACUGAAAACAAAGAAAAUGAGGAUCAAUAUGAAAAUCCAUUUGAAACAAUUGGAACUCGAGAUGAAACAUCAAAAUUACUGGAUUUUCUAAAAGUCGCAAUUGAACCCUUCGUAAAAGUGCUAGAGGCAUGGGAAGCAACUUUUAAAAUGCGGAGAAGUCUUUACGCGAAAAAAUCUAUUCUUGAUGUAUUCCGUGAUUUUCCUUGUCUAAGAUUGGACUCAGGAAUUCAGUUGCUGGAAAUUGACUUUAAUCUUCGCUACGGUGACCGAAUAGAUGUCAUUUAUUCAACUUUUCCCAAAGUCAGAAAUGCUAUCUUGGACGAAGCAAAGGAGAGAAAGAUAAAACUGGACACACAUUAUGAAGAUCCCAAUUUGAAUGCAAUAAUAUCUUUGGUCUAUUUAUUUCCUCCAAUCACUCUUAAAAAGUCUAGAAAAGGUGGAAACUGGAGGCCGACAAGAAGUGAAAUUUUGGACAGUUUUUUCAUGCUGGUUGAUAAUUUUGAUGAAUUUCAAGAACGGAUUUCUAUGAGACGAGCAAAACUGUCGCAGCAUAAUUUGACUAUGCAACCAUUUGCAGUGGUAAUCGGGGGUAGUAAUUUCUUCAUACAAAUUGAAGACCAAUCAUUUAAAGUGGAUUCUGCUCUAAGAACCCUGGAAUUGACAUUCAAAAUGUUUUACGCGCUAGAUCUUGGGUAUCCAUGUGAGUCGGAACACAUAUGGUUAUUAAUAGAAGAAAUACUUUUCAACAUGAAACCAAAAAAGAAGCACCCUUCUUCAGCGUCGGUGAUAUGUGACCUGCAAUAUCACUUCAAUAAAUAAGGUUUGUAGGUACUUAUUUAAUUUUUUUAGUUUAGUAGGUACUUGUUUUUUGACUUACCUGUAAGUGAUUGAUUCAUAAAAAAAUGAAUUGUCAUGCAUGUAAAGACACUUUUUUUAAAGCUAAUGCUUUAAUUUCUCAUUUAAAGAUAAU
Messenger RNA from Ceutorhynchus assimilis (cabbage seed weevil), 1471 nucleotides. The record is from the annotation of a GenBank genome assembly. Lineage: Eukaryota; Metazoa; Arthropoda; Insecta; Coleoptera; Curculionidae.